This is a messenger RNA of Penicillium soppii, 975 nucleotides long. Its product is annotated as Clr5 domain-containing protein. The transcript has 2 exons. Lineage: Eukaryota; Fungi; Ascomycota; Eurotiomycetes; Eurotiales; Aspergillaceae. The coding region runs from base 1 to 975 and encodes 324 amino acids. The record is from RefSeq and is a predicted model, not a curated record.
AUGAAGACUUCCAUCUCAUCAGACGUAUGGGAAAAGAAGAAAGCCUUGAUCGCAAAGUUGUAUAUGGAAGAAGAAUGGCCAUUGAAACAGGUCAUCAAACAGAUUCGUUCCGAUGAUUUCAACCCAAGUGAAACCCAACUACGAAGCAGACUGAAGAAAUGGCGAGUAACAAAGCCAUCUCGUCAAAGUAGAAAGAAGAGCCACGCUUCUUCAAGCGACGAGCCAGAAGACAUGAAGCGAAAGCCUUCAAUCCAAAGACCACUCCCUUCAUUGCAAAGAGAACCCCGUCACGACUGGCCCGUUCAAUCCAUCUACGGCCUUCCAGAAGACAGGAAAUGGUCUUCCCCAAUGGUCCAACAACUCACCCCAAGUCCCUCCGGCGAGCACGUCGUCGCCGCAGACCGCUCCAUCUACCCAGACCAAAGCCCAACAACCACCUCUUUCGAGCAACCUGGUCACACCUCUCCCGUCGGUGAAGGUCUCAUUCUCAACACUUCCUCAGUAGCCCCAUACAGCAAUUCCGCCUACCCACUUUCACCAGAAUCCUGUCUCCCCAGCCCCGGCACGACAACUGCCGGCAUCGCCUGGCCCCCUCGCUCCGUCUCCGCUGAUUACGGCCUCAACCCGGCUCAGUGGUACUCGUUGCCUUUUGAGGCCAUCACCCCUCCUUCUGGUGUGCAGGGGUCCGCUGCUCCCAUGAACCCUUCAAUCAAUGGUUACCUUCCUCUUGGACAGGGUUACCAGACUCAGUACCCUUACCCAGACGGAGAGUACCAUUAUGACAAGAACUGGCGUCGGGCUAUGUCCUUGCAAUAUGACAUGCAUGGUCAUCCGGUUCCUGGUCGGGAAGACAGGAAGAUGCAUCCUAUGGUGUCUUCUUCAACUCAGUCUGGUUCUCGUCCUGUGAUGUGUGCUCCUAUCAUGCCUUAUAUGGGUCAUAACUAUGAUCAGAAACCUCCUGGCAUUGGCUAUUAA